Messenger RNA from Pieris brassicae (large cabbage white), 6444 nucleotides. RefSeq names its product oxysterol-binding protein-related protein 8 (gene Orp8). Gene Ontology annotation, cellular component: cytosol; intracellular membrane-bounded organelle; membrane. The record is from RefSeq and is a predicted model, not a curated record. The coding region runs from base 989 to 4150 and encodes 1053 amino acids. NCBI's taxonomy places the organism in Eukaryota, Metazoa, Arthropoda, Insecta, Lepidoptera, Pieridae. The transcript has 23 exons. Gene Ontology annotation, molecular function: cholesterol binding.
UCAGAAAAGAAAGGCGAUUUUUGUGCUUCGAUGCAUAAAAUUAUCAAAAACACUUAGUUUAUUCGCGGAACAAUUGCAUACAGUGCUUAUCGGUGGACCAUAAGUAGGGAAAAAUUGGUGUAGACCGGCACCUAUGUAUAUUUACAUAAACUAACGAAGUAAUUGAGCCUUGAUCCACAUCUAUCUCUGCAUAGCUAUUAGCUCCUAAAUUAUAUUAUUUGCGUAGUUUCCUGUGCUCGUGCGACAAUCGUCUAGUUUUUAAUCGCAAUAAAUAUCUUCGUAGCACGGUGACCUCGUAAAUAGUGAUGUUUUUCGUAAUAUUUACCGGUGUAGAAAAUUCCGCAGUGUGUGCUAAACAAGUUGAUUGAUGAAGAAACAAUCUACUGAUGAUAUUGGCUGUGAGACCUUUGGAUAUAUCCUUUUCAUUCCCAUUCCCAUACUAUAUUUCCUAGCGACAUUCCUUACCAUAUAAACACUGCCAACGCCAUUGUCAUUCCAUUAGUUACAAACCCAGUGUCUUUGUCAGUGAUAAAAAAUAUAUUUUUAUGUAUAAAAUUCACACGCUUAUAAUUGAUAUAUCUACUUUUUAGUAGAAUUUAUGUAUUUUAUACCUUAGCUUAAAUUUUUCUUAAUAGAAAAAUUGUAAUAAGAAUAUUUGCACUUCAAUAUUUUAAGCACACAAUAAUUGACAAUUUAAUUACUAAAUAGAAGCAAUAAUUAGUAUUAAUAUAAGAUAUAGCGUUAUAUUUGUCGAUUUGUUUUAAGAUAAAAUUCAUUAUUCUUAUGUAAGCCAACGACGAUAAUUAAUCGACGCAUUCGAAAUUUGAAUUUAAACUUGACAAAUUGAAGCGUUUUGAAAAACUGACAACGCGUUCUUAAUUCGAAAUUUAAUAUCAACGUAUCGUCCAUUCGAAAAACAUUUGGACAUUGAAAGUUGUGUUCUAUAUUCAAAUCCUGUUCCAAUUCCCAUGAUGAUCUGAUCGCCACAAUGAGUUCCUCUCCAGCCGUGGAGUCGUCGACACCAGCGCCAUCUUCGCCAGCGGUUCGCCUGCCGGACUACACGCAUUUUCACACCUCCACACCAAAUUAUUUAAAGAAGACGCACCAGCCUCUGAACGUGGUCCUGUCAAGUUCAGCACCGUCCUCUCCACCCGUAUACGGUGAACCAACGCUUACGCCUCCACCGCGGUCCCCGGGUGCACCCUUAUCGACCCCUGCUUCAGGAGACCGAGCCCAACCGCCCGACGGCACUUCUUCAGAUAAGUCCUCAGAAACGGCCGUAGGCGUGUCGAGGAACUCAAGCACGGCGUUGUCCCGGAAAGAGAGUUAUAAAGCGCAAAGGCAACAUUAUAGGAAAGAGAAGAAGAGAGCCGCCACAGCACUUCUGCACUCGAUAGAGGACCCCUCGGUUGUGGUGUUGGCUGAUUGGUUGAAGGUUCGGGGGUCGCUAAAAUCAUGGACUAAGCUGUGGUGCGUUCUCAAACCUGGUCUUUUACUGCUGUAUAAGAGUCCAAAGGCAAAGAGAAGUCAUUGGGUCGGUACUGUACUGUUGACGUCGUGCCAGGUGAUCGAAAGGCCAAGUAAAAAGGACGGAUUUUGCUUCAAGCUCUACCAUCCGUUGGAGCAAAGCAUUUGGGCACCGAGAGGACCCCACAACGAGACUAUAGGUGCAGUGGUCCAACCGUUACCAACAGCACACUUGAUAUUCCGAGCGCCAUCUCAAGCGGCGGGUCACUGCUGGCUGGAUGGUCUUGAACUGGCUCUACGAUGCAGCAAUGCUAUGCUCAGAUGUUCCCGCUCACGACCUGAACAAACGGUAGAAGCGGAUGCACCCUCAACCCAAACGAAUAUAUCACACGAGGAACUAGAGAAACAUUUUAAUGAACACGGAUUCAGGCUAGAAUCCUCCAUAUCAACACCCGCUAAACCACCUAAACGAUCAUCAUCGAGCGAUAACAUAAAAACCCUGGAUGUAAAGCAAAUUCGCCAUAGGAGUCUCACCUCCAGUCCAAUGGCGCUAGAAAUGUUAAAACGCUCGCCGAUACUCAAGUUGUUCGAUAUGCCGAAAAUAAAAUUACGCGAGUCGUUCGAGGAGAAAACCAAUAGACGUAGUUCGACGCCGUCAAUUAGAAAAAGUUAUGUUAAAAAGCGAAUUUUGAGGGACUCCGGCGUUAAGACUGACUCGGAAGAUGACGCUCAUAAGUUGAAGAGUAUGGGUUUUUUGGGGGAUUCAGAGGUUAUUUGCAAUACGCCGGAGAAUAUUUUGAUUACUAAAACUGCGCCCUCGGAUGAGAGGUUCAGGGAUACGACUACGUCCUCGUCUGAUGAAGUUCCCAGUAACUGUAGUAGAAGGACGACGCCGUACAAAAAGUAUUCACUAAUAGAUUACACAAAAUUGCCGUCAGCCAGCUUUGAGGCAUCUCAAACUGGUAAAAGAGACGACAGAAUUUCCCAAAACAGCGUUUACAUAGCGGGGAAAAUUGUUGCUAAGGAACUAGCAGGUGCCGCGUCAGAUACAGACAGCGAAGCCUCCAGGCAGGGGAUGCCGGUGGUGUCGCUCAGUGCCGAUCCCUUAGCCAGGAAACGGGAGGUUCUCAGUAGAAUAGAGAGUCUCUACGUCGAAGACCCGGAUCGGGAGAUUGGAGUGGCUGGUGAAUUAGUAGAAGAAGUAGCGGAAGAGAACAAGUCGUUACUAUGGUUCUUACUAAAGCAAGUGAGGCCGGGAAUGGAUUUGAGCAAAGUGGUUCUACCCACAUUCAUCUUGGAGCCUCGGUCGUUCCUGGAUAAGUUGUCUGAUAAUUAUUAUCACGCGGAUUUAUUAGGACAGGCUCAAAUUCUAGAAGACCCAUACCAAAGGUUCAAAGGAGUCCUUCGUUGGUACCUUUCAGGUCUCUACCGGAAGCCCAAAGGUCUAAAAAAACCAUACAAUCCAGUCCUUGGAGAAACCUUCCGAUGUUGCUGGCGACACAAGAACGAUACCUACACGUAUUAUAUAGCUGAGCAGGUUUCACAUCAUCCUCCAGUUUCGGCGUUUUAUGUAUCGAAUAGAAAAGAUGGUUUCGUUAUAGAGGGUAGUCUGUUAGCUAGGUCUAAGUUUUAUGGUAACUCAACGUCCGCCAUUUUGGAGGGGUGCGCGCGAAUACAUUUACUAAAUUGGGGGGAGACGUAUAUUACAACGGCGCCGUAUGCGCAUUGUAAGGGAAUCGUUAUUGGUACACUCAGUAUGGAGCUCGGAGGAAAGGUGCACAUAAUAUGUCAGGAAACUGGAUUUCAAGCGGAUGUGGAAUUCAAACUUAGGUCUUUUCUCGGUGGUGCGGACCAAACAAAUGCCAUAUCGGGAAGGAUUAAACGCGGCAAGGACACAAUUGCGACUGUCGAGGGAUAUUGGGACGGACGGAUCGAUAUUAAAGAUAAGAAAACUGGGGAGGAAACUAGCCUCUUAGACGUAUCAGUAUUAAAGGAGCAACGUUUGCCUCGGUACUUGGUAGAUGUUGACAAGCAACAGGAGUGGGAAUCCCAAAGGCUGUGGAUCAAAGUCUCCGAAGCCAUAACGAGUGAGGAUCAGGUGCUAGCGACUGAACAGAAAACGAUAAUUGAAGAGGCCCAACGUGCCCGUGCACGUAACUUGGUAACGACAUGGACACCGCGACUGUUCCAUAGCGAUACUAGAGCUGUGCCACCGGAAGGAAUCAUCGACCAAGGAUGGAUAUACAAUCACACAAAUACAAGUCCCUGGCAACCAGAAGAAAUAAUAGAGUAUGAAGACGAUUUCAUAAUAACGUCGAUAAAAACUGGUGCAUCCAUGGGCACAAGUAACGAGGCGAGGCUUAGGGAGUUGUCGCAUCGCGCUUCGGAUUCCGAAAGUCAUGACGACUUGGCGAGGAGAUCGAAGACUUCUACCCGCACAUUAAAACAAACGCUACACUCGAUCGACUCGACGCUACGUGAACAAUCAAUUGCCAUAGAAAGAUUAACGAAAAGUGUUGAAAUGCUGAACGAAGGCCAGAGGGCAGCUUCUUUUCACCCACAAAAUGUUGCCAGGAUACCCACAGCCUCGCAUUCUUGGGACCUUUUCGGUGGAUUUGUGCUCGCUAUGGUGUUACAGGCCCUUUUAAAUUGGAUCUUCCACCAAAGAGAGCAGAGGGACUAGUGCAAAUCCUUUUGUAGAUGAGUUUUGUUGACUAAUGCCGUCCCGCUCGCGCUGGUUAGAAUGAGCGAGACGGCGAUAGUUUGAGAUUUUUGGCAUGUGUGAAAAUCCGUCGUUGACGAUUGUUUAAUUUAUCAAUGAUCAAAACGUCAGCUGUCAGCUGAAAGGAAAGGAAAGUCGUCUAUACAUACUUGCCUUUAGCUUUUGUGAAUUGUAUAUUAUUAAUUUAGAUAUUCAGAGCUUAUCGAUAAAAUAAUUUUUAUCAAUAAUUAUAAUUAUUGUAUAGCUCGAAUUGCGUUUUUUUUUAAAUUGUAAAGUCAAAAAUAUACCCCAUACGAUUUUACUCACUUCGGUAUAUAAAUUAAUUUAAUAUAGUACUAAAACAAUAAAUCCUUUAAAUACAAUUAUUUUGCAUGUAUAUUUUUGACUUCUACAAUAUACGCCAAAUAUAUUGAUAAUAAUAUAUAUGAAAAAAAUUGUGUGCGGAGUAUCUAAUAAUCGAAUGGUAUUUUCGGAGCUUUAUAUAUCGUAACUUUAUCCCAUGAUUGUUUAGCUGUCAUACAUACUCUGCAUACAAAGCACUGACAGGUCUGUCAACGUCCAGUUAGGCGCCGAAAUUACUGUCAGUAAUGCCGCGCGGGAUCUCGCAAGUUUAACGGAAACUUUUUCGUGGAUUCCCGCUUGUUAUGUAAAUCAUAGUUUUAGAUUCCUUAAAAUAAUGGUUAAAUCGCUUGAUUUUUUUAAAUGCAGCAUACCAACGGUUCAUUGGGCCGUGAAGUUUUUUAAACGCUACUGUUUAUGGUUACCACAGACAUUUGAUAAUAGACAAAUUUUUCAGGUCAUGUCUUAAACGUCAUGCCUGUUAACUGUGGCAGAUUCUAUUACACUGACUUUGACAUUCAGAGUCGAAACUUGGCGCCAAGUAUGAAGCUACUCACGAAGAUCAAAAUCGUAUUGGUCCGCGUUAAUUAUUAAAUAAAUUUAAAUAACAAAUUGUUAUGGGUUUUCGAAUCGAUUUGAAAGUCGCUUAGAUGUGAACGAUACUUAACAUCGGAAAACAUUUGGAGCACCAACUAAACGGAAUGUUUUGAAUAUAAUGCGUGGUACAAAAUUUGUCAAAAUUGACAGGACACUUGAUGAAUCUAACGUCAAAACGUUUAAACCUUCACGGCUCAAUGUAUAGAAUUGAAUUUAGACACUUUUAUACUUCGUAUUGAUAAGCGGUAAAUUAUUCCUAACAAAUUCUUUUAUCACAUUCCUUGCACGCUUUGGAACAUUUAACGUCCAAUUGGAUUGCAUUAAGGGUUUUGUGGUUUUAAAAUAUUCCAUUCAGAACAUUUUUCGGUUUCUGUUCGUAUUUUUGAUCGUUGGGAGUUUUGCAGAAACAAGUAAUCCCAGAAAAUUGAUAAACCUGACACUGAGGCUCGUACGUAAGCUUGCCGUAUGCGAACGCUACCAAAAUGCGACUAUAUAUUAUUUAAAUUAAUAAAUUUAUAUUGUUUUUUAGUAUAUUUUAUUUGUAUAAAGACGACAGAUUGUUCGUUAUGCAGUGACGAAAGUUAUUAUGGGUUUUUAUAAAAAUCGAUUUUAAUGAAGCCUUUGCUUGGGUAAUAGACAUUUUUGGGACAGCUAAUUCUAAACCUUAUGAUAAAUCAAUACAAUAAGAGAGCUGGGGCGCUCACUGUUGCUUUAAUAUGAAAAUGUCUUCUGUAAUACUGUUGUUAAUAACAAAAUAUAAGUACUUACGUUUUGGUGUGUUGUGUAGAAAAAUGUACAAUGCCGUACGAUCCGAGGUUUUUGUACGUAGUUUUAUGCCGUAGCUGAUGACCCAACCUUUGCACAUAACUCGACCUGUUCCAAAACCUCACUUAAAUCUUUCAACAGAUGAAAAACCAUUUUCUAUUUGAUAAAUGGUUAAUGGAAAUGGCCGGCAUUGCACCCACUAAACUACCCUUCUAUAAUAAUAAUAAUUCUUGAGGGUAUAUCUGAAGAUUUAAGUCAUUGGUAUUUUAAGAGUUCCCGCCGUAUACUUUGUAUAUUUUUAAUUGUUAAAAUUGUAUAUGCGUGUUGUCAUUAGCUUUGAGAAAUAAAUAUGGGUUUGAUAAGAUCUUGUGAGACGGUGAAACAGAAAAUUUCGUAGGUCCAUAAUGCAUCUUAUUAAAUUUUCGAUAUCACAAAACCCUUUUCAAAUUUAUUACGCCAUUGUCCAACUUUAUAUAAAGCAUUUAGAUAAGAUAAUUUAGAUUGUUGAUAUUUUUGUUGUUUUAUUCAUUGAAUAUAUAUUUUUUUCCAAUUGA